Molecule: messenger RNA, 1887 nt
Organism: Closterium sp. Yama58-4
Lineage: Eukaryota; Viridiplantae; Streptophyta; Zygnematophyceae; Desmidiales; Closteriaceae
Source: the annotation of a GenBank genome assembly
AUGGCGAAAUGCUCACCAGGAGAUUCCGCAUCUUUCCCCACGGCCAUCCACCUGCGUUACAACGGCAGCCUCACCGCUAUGCUGCAACACAUCACCUCUCGUGCCCUCGAUGUCUUUCACACCCCAACCCUUCUCCACCCCUUCAACCCCUCUCCACCCUGCUCCACCGCUCUCCACGCCCGCUACACCAGCCUUAUCAUAGCCUCGGCCAUCCACCUGCGCUACAACGGCAGCAGCACCGCCAUGCUGCAUCACAUCGCCCACCAACUCUCUACUGACUGGCAUCCCCUCAUUCUUGAGGAAGCCGUUUCCAUCCCUCUCCACCCUUCUCCACCGCUUUACAUCAGCCUUAUCAUAGCCUCGGCCAUCCACCUGCGCUACAACGGCAGCAGCACCGCCAUGCUGCAUCACAUCGCCCACCAACUCUCUACUGACUGGCAUCCCCUCAUUCUUGAGGAAGCCGUUUCCAUCCCUCUCCACCCUUCUCCACCGCUUUACAUCAGCCUUAUCAUAGCCUCGGCCAUCCACCUGCGCUACAACGGCAGCAGCACCGCCAUGCUGCAUCACAUCGCCCACCAACUCUCUACUGACUGGCAUCCCCUCAUUCUUGAGGAAGCCGUUUCCAUCCCUCUCCACCCUUCUCCACCGCUUUACAUCAGCCUUAUCAUAGCCUCGGCCAUCCACCUGCGCUACAACGGCAGCAGCACCGCCAUGCUGCAUCACAUCGCCCACCAACUCUCUACUGACUGGCAUCCCCUCAUUCUUGAGGAAGCCGUUUCCAUCCCUCUCCACCCUUCUCCACCGCUUUACAUCAGCCUUAUCAUAGCCUCGGCCAUCCACCUGCGCUACAACGGCAGCAGCACCGCCAUGCUGCAUCACAUCGCCCACCAACUCUCUACUGACUGGCAUCCCCUCAUUCUUGAGGAAGCCGUUUCCAUCCCUCUCCACCCUUCUCCACCGCUUUACAUCAGCCUUAUCAUAGCCUCGGCCAUCCACCUGCGGUACAACGGCAGCAGCACCGCCAUGCUGCAUCACAUCGCCCGCCAACUCUCUACUGACUGGCAUCCCCUCAUUCUUGAGGAAGCCGUUUCCAUCCCUCUCCACCCUUCUCCACCGCUUUACAUCAGCCUUAUCAUAGCCUCGGCCAUCCACCUGCGGUACAACGGCAGCAGCACCGCCAUGCUGCAUCACAUCGCCCACCAACUCUCUACUGACUGGCAUCCCCUCAUUCUUGAGGAAGCCGUUUCCAUCCCUCUCCACCCUUCUCCACCGCUUUACAUCAGCCUUAUCAUAGCCUCGGCCAUCCACCUGCGCUACAACGGCAGCAGCACCGCCAUGCUGCAUCACAUCGCCCACCAACUCUCUACUGACUGGCAUCCCCUCAUUCUUGAGGAAGCCGUUUCCAUCCCUCUCCACCCUUCUCCACCGCUUUACAUCAGCCUUAUCAUAGCCUCGGCCAUCCACCUGCGCUACAACGGCAGCAGCACCGCCAUGCUGCAUCACAUCGCCCACCAACUCUCUACUGACUGGCAUCCCCUCAUUCUUGAGGAAGCCGUUUCCAUCCCUCUCCACCCUUCUCCACCGCUUUACAUCAGCCUUAUCAUAGCCUCGGCCAUCCACCUGCGCUACAACGGCAGCAGCACCGCCAUGCUGCAUCACAUCGCCCACCAACUCGCCUCCGACUGGCGCCCCCUCAUCCCUGCCUGGGCCUCCUGCCCUGGAGACGUUUUUUCUCAUGCUGCUGCUGCUGCUGCUGCUGCUGCUGCUGCUGCUGCUGCUGCUGCUGCUGCUGCUGCUGCUGCUGCUAGUGUUUCUUGUGCUUCUGAUGAUGCUGAAGUCUCAUCGCAUCUUUCUCCUGCUCAGGCUGCUGCCUGUCCAGCCGUGUAA